UGAGAUGCAGCAAAUCGUUUUCUAUCAUUUUAUGCAACCAUAAAAGCCCCCCCAAACAAACCUCCCCACACCCAAAGAAAAUCUCAAUCAAAUACUUUCGAACAAGUUCACAAUAGCAACUGUAAGGAAACAGCUGAGUUUUUUUAGCCAUGGCAGAUGAGUUUAAUACAGGAACAAACUGGUGGGAUUCAUCCAGGACAGCAGGUUCUUCUUCUUCAUCUUCUGGGCUAAAUAAUAGCUUGGGAAGCUAUGGCUGGGCAACCGAAAUGGUUGAUAUCAAGAUAGCAGCAGCAAGGUCUUCUAUGGAUUCUGUCUCAUCAGUUUCAGGUAGUUCAGCUGUUUUUCAGGAUAACCCAAAGCUUCAAAUUGGACCUGAUCAUCCUCCUGGUGAUUUACAUAUGAUGGGGUUAGGACUUUCUUCUCAAGCUAUCGAUUGGAACCAAGCUUUACUCCGUGGGGAUAAGAGUGAGAGUAGUUUCCGGUCCAUGCUUCAAGAUCAUAAUUUGAAUAAUUCAAAUGCAAAUUAUCAUCAAGAUCAAACAGGUGGGAUUGGAUCAUCUCAAGUUCAAUGGAGAGACAAAAUGUUUUCUGGGGUUGGAGGAGAUGCUCCUGUCAAUGAGUUUAAGCAAAUCAGCAGAGGAUUUUCUCUUGAUCAAUCAUCACAGUUUAGUCCCCAUGGAAGUUCUAGUGAUAGUACUGUGACUAGCCAGGGUUUUCCUUCUAGUUUCCAGAUGGAUUCAGCAGCUUUAUAUGCGAGUCCAACAACUUUACAAGGACUAUUGGGGUCAGAAAAUCAAGCACAACAACAAUCCUCUUAUGAGAAUCGUUCACUCAGUUAUCAAUAUGGGGCAGCUGCUGCAAGUUAUGGAAUGAACACUAAUGAUCAAUUGUUGCCAAAUUCUUGGUCUAAAGUCCCUCAAUUCUUAAGAAGUUCUCCUCCAAAACAACAACAACAACAUCUCCAUGGUCAGUUACAUUUCUCAAACAAUGCUCCUUUUUGGAAUCCAUCUGCUGCAGCUUCCAUGUCUGAACAUGUUAGGCCUGGGUUUUUCCCAUCAUUGCAAACCCAAUUUGCAACAGGAAAUUUCGAUGAAAAAACAAAGCAGAAUAUAUCCGAAGUUCGGGACUCAAGCACUGUGGUGAAGAAAAGUGGAAACGAACCUACAUCUAAAAGGCCUCGAAAUGAAAACCCAUCAACUUUGCCUCCUUUUAAGGUGAGAAAAGAGAAGAUGGGGGACAGAAUCACCGCACUUCAACAAUUGGUUUCACCUUUCGGAAAAACUGAUACAGCCUCAGUGCUCUCUGAAGCCAUUGAAUACAUUAAAUUCCUCCAUGAACAAGUCAGUGUUUUAAGUACCCCAUACAUGAAAAGUGGAGCUGCCACACAACACCAGCAGAAUUCUGAGAAGUCCAAGGACCCCGAAGGACCUAAACAGGAUCUAAGAAGCCGAGGGCUAUGCCUGGUGCCGGUCUCCAGCACUUUUCCAGUGACACAUGAACCGACUGCAGAUUUCUGGACACCAACAUAUGGAGGAACAUACAGGUAGAAAUGGUGGAAAAAGGGCAUCGAUGGACAUGGAACAGAUUCUCUACAGCUAGUGUAUAUUCUUAUCAGAAAAACCCUAGUUAGACAAGUUGUUGGGGGAUGAUAACGAUCAAAUUGAAAGGAACAGACAAAAGAAAGAAGCCCACAUUUAAAUGCCUAGUCCAAGAUGAAAUGAAGAAGAAAAUGAGAAGAGACGAGAGAAUUGGGAGAAAGGGAAAGAAUUGAAAAGGAAAUGACUCUUCAAAGAAGAGGCUGAGAUGGCAUUAGCUAGGGCCAACGACAGGCAAAAGAUGCAAGGAUUUGGGUGGGCACUGUAGGGGACCAUUGGGAAACAUGUUAAUUUGUUUGUAAUAAUUGAAGAAUACUUAUUAUGAUUAGGGUAUUGGGUUAGGAAUAUUUUGAGAAUUCUAGAACUGUUGCUGAUCUUAGGAAAAAAUUUCAAGAUUAAUUUAGAAAAAGAAAAUUCAAAUUAGUAGCUGAUCAGGUUAGUGGAAGAAAAAGAAAAGAGAGAUGAUAAGAAAGAAGCUUUUGUUUGUUCUGUUGCAAACAUUGUGAAUAGAGCUGGCACUACUACCUUUAAUUCAAGGAAAAAAAAAAAGAAAAGAAUAAUUGAAUUCUUGAAUUGAGAAAGAAUGAGUGUGGGGAUGUCAUUUGAUUGGAAAUCUCACUUUCGAUUUUUUUAUUUGUUUGGAAUAUGUUAGUGGAAGUCAGAAGGUGACCCACUCCAGCUCCU
This is a messenger RNA of Durio zibethinus, 2279 nucleotides long. Its product is annotated as transcription factor bHLH123-like. The record is from RefSeq and is a predicted model, not a curated record. NCBI's taxonomy places the organism in Eukaryota, Viridiplantae, Streptophyta, Magnoliopsida, Malvales, Malvaceae. Gene Ontology annotation, cellular component: nucleus. Gene Ontology annotation, molecular function: RNA polymerase II cis-regulatory region sequence-specific DNA binding; DNA-binding transcription factor activity, RNA polymerase II-specific; protein dimerization activity. Gene Ontology annotation, biological process: regulation of transcription by RNA polymerase II.